CACACACACUUUCUAGAGCGCGAGAUGGAUAGGACAUUUUUGGUAGACACCAUAGUGUCGUAUGGCUUGACCGCAGUAGCCGGAUGGUACUAUUUAUUCCGGUAUCGGAACUCUAAACAUAUACUUGGAGUGUCCGAUGAUAUGCACUACUUCACCAUGUCAGUAAUUACUUUGGCAAUGUGGAAUGAGGUACUCACCAUCAUUACAAGCAUUGCCGUAAGUAGACCUCCUUCAGGAGAAACAAAAUCAAGAAUACAUUAUGACUUAUCGUUUGUGUUUGUCACGUGUAUAUCGUUAUGGCUCUAUCGAGCCUUUUCAAGAACUAUUCUAAUGGUGGUGGAGUAUGCGUAUUUCCUAUCCCAGCAGAAACGAGACCCAUACCCCAAGCAUCAAAAAGGUCAUCGCAAAACCGUCUCUUUCAACGAAAAGACUCUCAAAUAUUUGUAUCUGGAUACAAAUCUUUCCAUCAGUGAUUGUUCAAUUCCUAUUAAUCCAUUCCAUACAUCAUAUUUAAAACGAAUUUUACGUUAUUGUUUGGUGGUGGGAUUAAUUUUCUGCGCGUGCGUAAUUCUUAUCCCGUCGCUGUUACUUGGUGCUUCAACCAUAACCAUAUAUGAAAAUAAUCAAUUUCAUAUCAAAACUGAUCAUAUUUUGGUGGCUUUAGUGGGGGAAUAUAUCAUAUUUCUGAUCCAUAGAUUCUAUCAAGUAAUGAAUCAUCCACAAUUAACCGCAUUCCCCAAAUGGACUUAUAUUGCCACCCUGUUCACUUGGUUGUAUGCUUGUAUUGUAUUAAUUUCAAGCUUAUCAUGUAUGGUUCUUUUCAAUGAUGGAUUGAUUAUAUUCAAUCAAAUCAUUACCAAUAGUUCAAUACAAUAUGAAUCUCCAUCUAUUUUUACAUCUUUAUUUGUUGAUUUUAUCCUUCACUCGGUCACGUGCGACCCCGAAGAUUUUAGUCAAUGUGAAAAUAUGGCUGCCAAAGUUGAUUGGAUUAUGACUAAAUUAGCCAGUAGUUGGUUAGUUUUAAACUUUAUAUGUUUUGUGGCGUUGCCGCUACUUAUCUGGGUUAUGGUUAUUGAGAUGAAGGUAUUAAGGAAUAAGGAAAUGAAAAUAGAUGUAUGAAUUGGGGGAUACCCUUUACGAUAGUUAUGAUAGAAUAAAAAAAACAAACAAGAAAAGAAAUAAGGAAGUAGG
This is a messenger RNA of [Candida] anglica, 1191 nucleotides long. The record is from the annotation of a GenBank genome assembly. Lineage: Eukaryota; Fungi; Ascomycota; Pichiomycetes; Serinales; Debaryomycetaceae.